CAAAGAUCUCUCGGACAGGCCUAUAAAUACGACCGGAGCGACGAUGCAGCACCGCGUGACGACGCGGCAGGUCGAGCGCACGAUGGCGGACCGGCGCCGGAUCGAGACGCAGAACACCGAGCUCCUUCGGUAUGCGUCGAGCAACCAAGUGCAGGCGAUGGCCAACAAGGGCGACAUGGCCGUGCUCGCCAAGCGGCGCGGGAACGCGGCCUUCCAGCGCAACGCCGAGGCGAUGCUUGAAGAGCGCAGCUUUGUCGCGGAGCGCGACCUCAAGCGCAAUCUCCGCACAAAGGAGCAGAACGACAGCCUCGCGCGGGCCCUCGAAGAAGAACGCCGAUUGAGCGAGCGCCGCGAGCGCGAGAUCCAGCGGAUUUGCGAGUCGAGCGAAGAGCUCCGCGAGCUCGAGAGCAUGCUCAAGGUCGCGUACGUCAACAAGGAGCGAUCGGUGCAGCAGGCCGAGCGCGAGACCUUGAGCCAAAUCGAAAAGUCGCGCGAGAAGGCCAUCGAGACGCAAAUGGAGUACGACCGGCAGCGCGCCGAGGUCGACAUGGCAACGAAGGAAAUCGCGCGGCGCGCCGAGGCCGUCGCGAGCAAGCAAUCGAUCCAAGAGCAGAUGCUCGAUCGUCUCAAGCUGUACGAAGAAGCCGCAAAGGAGGCUGAAGUCGACAAGGCCAAGGUCGACGCGAUCAUGGCGCAAAUUCAAGCCGAGGACCGCCACGAGCAGGAGAAGCGCGAGCGCUAUGUCGCCCAAGCACGCAUCAUGAUUGAAGAUAGCAAGCUCCAGCGCGCCAACGAACGUGAGGACGCAGCGCGGCGCGAUCGCGACGAAGACGCUCGGAUUGCGCAGUACGGCAAGCGCGUCGAGCAGCGCGAGGCCGGCAUCAAGGAAAAGCUCGCCGAGAAGAAGAAGCGCGAAGAAGAGAUGUUCCUCGCGGUCGAGGCCGAGAUCCAGCGCCAGCGCAAGGAAGAAGAAGAGUUUGUGCGGCUCCGCGACGAGCUCUGGGAAGAAGAGAUGCUCGAGGCGCACCGCGAGAAGGCGCGCGCCAAGAUGCUGCAAAAGCAAAAGGACCGCGACGAAAUGAUUCGUUGCAACCAGGAGCAGCAGCGACUCAAGGCCCAAGUGCUCCACGAGCAAAAGGCCAAGGAAGACGAGUACAAUGCUUUUCUCAGGGCCAAGUUUGCGUCGGAAGAGCGCCGCGAAAUGGAGAUGGAAAUCUUCCGCCGCAAGCAACGGGACGAGUACAAGCAAGCCAUUGCCGACCAGAACGCGCUCAAGGUCCAAAUGUAUCAACUCGAACUGGAGAAGGAGCGCGCCGAGGCCGCGCGCAUUGCCGACGAAGAAGCCUUCAAGAAGCAAAUCGUCGAAGAAGCCAAGCGCCGGCUUCUCCAAGACCACGCGACGUCGCUCCAGGGAUUCCUGCCCAAAGGCGUCGCACGUCAAGUAUCCCGAGCAGGUCUUGGGUCGCGCUAGACAUGCACAAUUCACGUAUGUUAAUAUAUCCCACGUGUGUCCCGCGUCCGAGUGGCAAGCAGUACGUAAGCUUAGUCGACUACGCUCGAUGUUCUUUCG
Saprolegnia diclina VS20 is the source of this 1570-nucleotide messenger RNA. RefSeq lists its product as hypothetical. Lineage: Eukaryota; Oomycota; Saprolegniomycetes; Saprolegniales; Saprolegniaceae. The transcript has a single exon. The record is from RefSeq and is a predicted model, not a curated record. The coding region runs from base 44 to 1471 and encodes 475 amino acids.